UUGAACUCAUGGAUGCACUAUAUACUACAUCAAGUUGUUCUUUAAAUGAUUGCUGCUUUUGAGACGUGAACUAGAUCAAGUUAGCUGGUUCACUUUAUAUACGUGGCAACUAUGUUUAAAACAUUGACAGCCUACUCCCUAAAUGUUUUAAUAUCCAACAGAAUUGAUAGUUAACAUGGACGUCAAGUCAUUGGCCUCAAUGGAAUACACAUAUACAUCUAUGAUGAAGAGCGCCAUUCUAUUACUUGUUCCGAUGUUCACUAUAGGCAGCAAGGUGAUAAUGGAUGACUACUUGUAUGUGACAUGCAAUGUCUCCGAAUACCUGGACGACUUCUUUCAUGUUAUUUUGGUUGUGUUAGAACGAAAGUCAGACAAGGACAGUACGUUCCAAAUGUUGGCAGUGUACGCCCCUAAAAGCGCGAUAGGCAAAGAAACGAAGUCCUUCAUUCCCAUUGAACGUGACUGGGACAUAUCCUUCAAAGUUUAUAGAGAGUUCAACGGUGAAAGCAGGAUUCUCAUAGUGUUAAGGAUAAACGACCCCAGCUGUGAGGACGCCGGCCUUUAUGUAUGUGGCUAUAGACUAGAGGACGAAGAUGAAAUCACAUACUUGGAGCCUAUAACUAUCGAAACACCAGUCAGUGUCAUCCAGAACGAUAUCGCCAUCAAUUCGCCCUAUUACAGUGAAGACAGUAGUUCUGAAGUAGCAGAAGAUGAAAAUGUCACACUGACCUGCACAUUUAAGGGCAAGCCAGCACUGAGAGGCAACUGGGUAUUGCCAGAUGUGAGUGGUCAACGUAAAAAAAACUUCAAAAUCACGGAGUAUCCAAUUCUCACUGUCCGGGAUGAGUACGGCUGCGUCCUAAGCUACUACAAGACCGUCUUGAGUUUCAGUGUGACCUCUGAGACUGCCGGCUGGACCUACAGGUGUGAUAUUUACAACCUUACAGACCUUCUGAGCACCACUUAUUUCAUUGUGGAGUUAAAAACUGAACAGUACAGGCUGGACGCCUCCUUCAAUUCUGGCCGCGAGGUGCAGGAAAAACGAGCGUCCAUUUGGUGCAGCAUUACUGCCCUGAUCAUCGCCCAGUGCGUCUGAACGUCGUCUGCAUGUAGCUGUCGUCACUGUUGUACCACUUCUCUGGGAGAACGAAGUCAAAGUUCAUUUUUGUUGCGAACGAUGAAAACAUUACAAGAGAAUAAAUACAACUUGACAUCAAAUCG
Messenger RNA from Biomphalaria glabrata, 1221 nucleotides. RefSeq lists its product as uncharacterized. The record is from RefSeq and is a predicted model, not a curated record. NCBI's taxonomy places the organism in Eukaryota, Metazoa, Mollusca, Gastropoda, Planorbidae. The transcript is spliced from 8 exons. Bases 176 to 1096 code for a protein of 306 amino acids.